GACGCUCUAUCCACCGCUGCUGCUAUCGCCUCGUUGGUUGAUGCUGUGAGGCGGGAGUGCUCCCGUGUCCUAGCCCGGGCUGCUCCAUCCGCUGCCGCCGCCAUCAUGAGCAGCGCCGCGACCACGGUCAUACAGGUUACCAACCUGUCCGCCUCCGUCACCAGUGACCAGAUGCGGACGCUCUUCUCCUUCCUGGGAGACGUGGAGGAGCUGCGGCUUUACCCACCCGACAAUGCACCACUUGCAUUUUCCUCCAAAGUGUGCUACAUUAAGUUUCGUGAGCCUGCAAGCGUCGGUGUGGCCCAGCAUCUAACUAACACGGUUUUUAUUGACAGAGCCCUCAUCGUUGUCCCCUGUGCUGAAGGUAAAAUACCAGAAGAAGCCAAGGCCCUCUCUCUUUUGGCACCUGCUCCUUCUUUAUCAAGCCUGCUUCCUGGCGCAGGUCUGCUCCCUAUCCCUACUCCUUCUCAAGCUUCCCUAGCAUCAGUUCUUAGAAGAGAAAAAGUGGAAGUGCCAUUGCUUAGUGUUCCAUUUACCACACUGGCUGCAACGUUACCAACGCCACUGGAGCCAGUUAUACCAGCUCUCGCCACAGUGCUUCCAGCUCUUACACCUGCCCUAUCAGCACUUGGAGAACUGCCACAACCGCCUUUAAUGGGCAAUGUCGAUCCCACAAAGGUUGAUGAAAUUAGGAGAACAAUUUACGUUGGAAAUUUAAAUUCCCAGGUAACUACAACAGCAGAACAGCUGCUGGAGUUCUUUAAGCAGGUUGGAGAUGUCCGCUUUGUCCGUAUGGCUGGGGACGAGACGCAACCCACACGGUUUGCUUUUGUGGAGUUUUCUGACCAGAAUUCAGUGUCUAGAGCUUUGACCUUCAAUGGCGUUAUGUUUGGUGAUAGACCCCUGAAAAUCAAUCACUCUAACAAUGCAAUCGUUAAGCCCCCUGAGCUGACCCCACAAGCUGCUGCGAAGGAACUAGAAGAGGUGAUGAAGCGUGUUCGUGAAGCUCAGUCUUUGAUCUCUGAAGCCAUCGAGCCAGAGACUGGUAAGCCAAUUGAGAAGAUUACCGAAAAACACUCCAUAACCCGUUCCCGUUCUCGCUCCAAGUCCCGGUCUAGAUGGAAAAGGUCCCAUUCAAAGCACAGAAGCAGUUCACGUAACAGUUCUCAAUCCAAACAUAAGGAGUCCCGCAGAUCUAAAAGUCCUCAUAAGAAACGUUCCAGAUCAAAAGAAUGGCACAGAUCAAAAAGCCGAUCGCGCUCAAGGGAAAAGAAGAGAGACAAGGACAGAAGUAAAAUUAGGGAAAAAGACAAGAUAAAGGAUAAAAAUGAUAAAAGAAGAAAGGACAAGAGAUCGAAGAGCCCAUCAAAGAGCCGUUCUUCUGUUAGGAAGUCUCGCAGUGUUAGCAGGGAAAAGCGCAAAAGGAGGAGUCGAAGUCUUUCCAAAUCCCCCAAAAGUUCCAAAACUGUGAAGAUGGUCUCUAGAUCUCCUUCUCCUAGAAGCAAAAAUAGGAAGGAGAAGCGAAGAGGGAAAGAGGGGGAUCACAGCGGUGAUAGGAGGGAGAGUGACCGUUCAUCAUCCAGGAAAAAUAGCAAUAAAGACAGAGACUUAAGAGAUUCAGCUGAUAAGUACAAGAUAAGGGAAAAGGAUCACAUAAAGCAUGAUCAGGAUAGCGUGUAUGAGAGCCUAGAAGACCCACAUCAUGCAAACUCUCGGCACAACGGGAACUGUAAAUUGAAUGAGGACAGUACGGCAGGGAAAUCAGAAGUGGCCUGAGCCUAUGCUCUUCUAUGAACUCAAAGCCAAAACCGUGUUCUGUAGUUGGCUUCGCAGUGAAUAUGACGGGGGCAUCACUUGUUGCCCUUACCACAACUCCUGAGCGUCUUUUAAUAGUAUUGAUUCUCUGAGGUGUUAGAUAGUAUAUGAACUGAUCACCAAGGCAAGUACUAUUAAAUCCACAUUUUCAACAUGCCUCAAUAUACUUGUAAAGUGCUAACUUGCCAGAAUACAUAGAAUUGGUUUCCACCUGUGUUAUUGUUGACAACGGUCAGACAAGGUGCAAACACUCGCUGGUGGUCAUUGCCGCCAGUAAUGGUAAGUGUAUUUUUUUCAUUUUAUUUCCUAGUAGUUAGUAGUUGCUCACACGGUGGGGGCACAGACCACCAGACCAUUGUUGUGAAAGAUGUAACAGUUGUUUUAAUCUGUUUUAUGUUUCCGCAAAACACACAAACUGUAACUGACCAAUAACUGUUCUCCAGAAUUUUCAAACUGAAAAAAAAAAAAAAAAAGUAUGUUCUGCAAUGCUGUUUUACGUUUGGUUUUCUUCUGCAGUUGUUGUAUACAUUGUAGGUUAUCAUACAAAAUUGUACAUUUAUGAAUUUUUUUGUUUGUUUCUUAAUGUGUUUGUUCUCCCUACUAAAUGAAUAAUUUUUAA
Messenger RNA from Pseudophryne corroboree (corroboree frog), 2434 nucleotides. RefSeq names its product splicing regulatory glutamic acid and lysine rich protein 1 (gene SREK1). Lineage: Eukaryota; Metazoa; Chordata; Amphibia; Anura; Myobatrachidae. Gene Ontology annotation, cellular component: nucleoplasm. The transcript has 13 exons. The record is from RefSeq and is a predicted model, not a curated record. Bases 106 to 1776 code for a protein of 556 amino acids. Gene Ontology annotation, molecular function: RNA binding.